UAUAGAUAUGUUUGAUAUGUACCUUUUUUGAAAUUUAAAAUUUCAUUAUUAGGGUCGAACAUGGAUUUUCAAAUCUUCAUGAUGUUUUUGACAUUGGAAUUACAUCUUCUGAAAAAAUUUAGAGGUGCAUCGUACUUGUAUAGCAUAUGGUCGUCACUUUAUACAAACUUGAUCCCUUUCGUGGAGUAGCCAAACAAAAUUUUUAGUAAAUGUAAUGAAACACAAUUUUUCAAUACUUGGUUUAGUGGGUGCAUUAUUCACCAAACAGAUUCGUGUCGGAAUAUUGAGUUGGGGACUGUAUCAAGCCUCGAUCACGCUGAAUCGGUGAUCAACAAAAUAUUAAAAACUGAACGAAACAAUAUAGAAAUCAAAAUUGGGGUGCAUGCCGUGAUAGAUAUUCCUCAAAAAUCUUUUUUUUCAAAUUAUAAAUCCAAAAAAAGGUUUUUUUUUUUUAAGAAUAGGUGUUCGAGUAAAAUGAUUUUAUUCAAGUAAUUUUGUUGAUAAAUUGAUUGAAUUUUUCUGUGUGUUUGACCAUCCAAGGGAUAUUUUCACUUUUUUAACUGAUCCAAAAUCCAAUUUUCUUUGGAUGAAGUUUCUACAAGGCUUAGGUUUUAUGAAAACAAAAUAAAGCCUCACUUCAAAUCCUUGUCCGAAAAGCACUUCGAUAACGAAAUCUCCUGAUGGCUCUAAAAUCAAUAUUCAACACAGGGAAUAAAAUUUGAAACUAAAAAAAAUGUACUGAUCAUAUAGAUCUUUGCAUACUUAUUUUUAGAGUGAAAUAGAUGGUUUAGAUAAUUAUUAUAAUGUUUAUUAUUUUUAAAACUUGAAAUCCGAAAUUUUUUUGAUAACUAUAAUGUUCAAAGUGAGAUGAUCAACGUAAAGGUUUUCCAAAUACUUGCAAUUUUCCACGAGAUAUGAGGUCAGACUUUGCAUAUUUUGAUAGGGCUGCAGGCCUAUCAAACCAUUUCCUUUUUGUUUUAGUGUUAGGUUUUGCUCGCGUGCAAUACACUGGAAAUGUAGAAAAUUUUGGUAGUAAAAGAAAAAUGGAACCUCCUUCUUCAAAAAGCACUCAUCCUCCCUCAAUUCAUCAGAGUGACUUGGAUGAUGAAGACGACAAUGUGAAGCAGCUCGACCACUGCGCCAUCCUUUACUUGGCUCUUCAGGAUUGCCUUGUGAAUACCAACAGGAACUGGAAAUCUUGCCAACCAGAGGUGCGGGCCCUGAAAGCAUGCCAUGAGAAGAAGAAGAUAGUACAGAAAGAGGACUCUGCCCAUAACUGAGUGUUUGCUUUGGUGAUCUUGAAUUACAAUUAGCUCUAAUUCCUCUCUCGCUCUCUCACAUUGUGUAAGCAGUGUUCGAACCCAGGUUGCGAGAAAUUUUGUGAUGUCAGAAAAACAAGAAAAGAAAAAAGUUGGAAGGACAAAUGCCUUUCAGUUGAGCUAAGGGCAUGUACCCAAAAUUUCCAAUUGCGAGAAAAAAGAAAUAAACUAAAAAAUGGUGAUGU
Amborella trichopoda is the source of this 1504-nucleotide messenger RNA. RefSeq lists its product as uncharacterized. Lineage: Eukaryota; Viridiplantae; Streptophyta; Magnoliopsida; Amborellales; Amborellaceae. The record is from RefSeq and is a predicted model, not a curated record.